This is a messenger RNA of Scylla paramamosain (green mud crab), 2574 nucleotides long. RefSeq names its product ATPase family gene 2 protein homolog A-like. Gene Ontology annotation, molecular function: ATP hydrolysis activity; ATP binding. The transcript has 11 exons. The record is from RefSeq and is a predicted model, not a curated record. The coding region runs from base 299 to 2530 and encodes 743 amino acids. Lineage: Eukaryota; Metazoa; Arthropoda; Malacostraca; Decapoda; Portunidae.
CCCUUCACCUCACCGCCCAGUCCUCUUUCUCAGGUGUUCGCUGUAACGAGGUCACCAACGCCGCAACCAAGAUGGGCCCUCAGAAGUAAACAAACACAAGGUUGAGCACGUGACAGUGGCGUCGCGGCUCACUGAACUACAACAGCGUUCAAAACGGGGAGCUUUUUGUAUCAUCAGAGGACCAGUGUACUUAUGUGACAUGAGGAACAGAGAGUUUGUUGAACAGGAGAGACACGCAGGACACUGAUGUAAAGCCCUUAUUGGGAAGGAAUCAUAAGUCACCAAUAACAUCAAGACCAUGGCAGUGGGCAGCACUCCUAAAAGUAGCAAGAAGGGCUCCACUGCUCCUAAAAUUUCUGCAAAAGUGACAUUCCUACCGUAUGAAUCUCUUCAAGGCAAGACAAGAGAGAAGCUGAGCACUGUUCACUCCCUGGUGGUGGCCAUGCAGCCUGUGGUGGCCACUAAGAGAGGCUUCAGUGGACCAUACGUUUCCCUCACAGCCAAGGGAGGAGUCUUGCCUGCCAUGCUGGUCCUGGAUAAACAUGUGAAGGAAAAUGUCGCUGUAGUAUUCAGAGGUGCUUACUUGUGUGAUGAGUUGAGUGAAGGCGAGGACAUCACCAUAAACCCGGGGUGCCCAUCGUUGCUUGCCAGGGAAGUGACGUUUGGCAUUCUUUCUCCGGCGGGUGUGGAAGGAACACCGGGGCUCACACAGUACCUGAAGGAUCAGCUUGUGCAUAGUGGACUGGUCAUCACCACUGGAAUGAAGGCUGUGCUACAAUACUUAAGUCAAGAAGUAACAUUGAAGGUUGACAGUGUAAAGAUGUUUGGCCUUGAAGCUGAGGCACCAUUCACUUGUAUUCCUCAAACGUGUGUGUGUGUGCAGGUGGCAGAAGUGAGUGCCAGGGUGAUGCUGCCAGAGGUGACCUUUGAAGAUAUUGGUGGCUAUGAAGCUGAGCUGGAAAGCAUGCAUCAGCAGAUUGACUCUUUGUUUUCCUGUGAGGGUUCCAAAAGAAAUACUAUCAAAGGGAUAUUGAUAAGUGGACCAUCAGGCUGUGGAAAAACCCUCAUUGGUAAAGCACUGAAAGCUAAAUAUGGCAGAAAAUUUUUACACGUUCCCCUAGAGGAAGUGAAGAGCAAGUACCUGGGGGAGACGGAACAGAACCUGAGUCAAUACUUCACAGAGGCAGCAAAGAGGUCUCCAUGCCUCCUCUUCCUGGAUGACCUGGACCUCCUGUGCGGGUCUCGGGACAGGGGGGCCAGUGCUGGGGUGGUGACUGCCCUGCUGCACCUCCUGGAUGGUGUGACAGGCAGUGCUGAUGGGGUGAUGGUGAUAGCCACAGCUACACAACCCCAGGCCAUGGAUGCUGCUCUGCGUCGCCCCGGCCGGCUCUCCCACGACGUGUGCUUGGGAGCGCCACCACCCACAGCCCGGCGGGACAUCCUGCAGCGCCUCCUCCAAGGGGUUCCCAGCAAUGUCAGUGAUGCUGAGCUGUCAUCCCUCGCUGACAUCACACAUGGCUACCUUGGGGGUGACCUGCGUGGUGUUGUGGUGGCGGCAGUGACAGAGGCAGGCAGCACACCACUCACCCGGCACCACCUGGAGGAGGCGGUGGCACACACCCGGCCUGCCCUUGUCAAGGAUUCUGUGUCGUCAGCUUCUGGUAUCAAGCUGUCCAACAUCUCUGGGUACGGCAGGCUGAAGGCCAAGCUGCACGAGGCAGUGAGUCUGACAUUGCAGCAUGGUCCAGUCUUCAGGAGGUGUGGGUUUUCUCCCCCCUCAAGGUUCCUGCUCUUUGGGCCACCAGGGUGUGGCAAAUCCACCCUCAUCUCUGCUCUUGCCACUGAGUUUCACCUGAACAUCAUUCCUGUCAAGAGAUCCACAGUGCUGGGGAAAUAUUUUGGAGAGUCUGAACAAAACCUUGCUAAGAUAUUUCAACAGGCCAGUGACUCGUCUCCUUGCAUCAUCCACUUUGAGAACUUUGAGGGUCUGGCCGGGUCAAGGAGAAGCAGAGAGGGAGGUGGAGAUGCUGAGAGUCGCGUGAUCAACCACCUCAAAGUUCAGCUGGACGGCAUCGUGCAGAAUGAAGGGGUGCUUGUGUUUGCCGAGACCAACCGUCCUGAUCUCCUGAAUAAGGAUGUAAUUCGUCCCGGCCGCUUCCAUGAGUAUCACCUGGUGGACCUGCCGUCAGAGGAGGACAGACGGUGUAUCCUGGGGGACAACCUGCCGUCUGCUGCCACAGAGGAUGUGAUGGUGGACUCGCUCGUCACUCAGCUGGAGCGCCUGACGGUUGCCGAGAUCCUGCAGGUUUGUGAGGAAGUGAGGGUGGUGAGUGGUGGACCGGGGCAGGACACUCUGCCUUCCCCAUCAGCCAGAGGUGUCUUGAACCAAUCACUCAGUCAGUCACUUCUGGCCUACACCUCCACCUCCACCACACUGCAGGAGGUGCUUGAUGCAGUAAUACCAAACACCUCUUUAAAAUUGCUUCAGAAGUACAAAAAUUUUACCAAGCUGUAUUGUUCAGAUUCAUAGCUUUGUGUUCUCCUAUUUAUAAUAAAAAUUUUCUUAAAAAUAAA